Nezara viridula (southern green stink bug) is the source of this 931-nucleotide messenger RNA. NCBI's taxonomy places the organism in Eukaryota, Metazoa, Arthropoda, Insecta, Hemiptera, Pentatomidae. The record is from the annotation of a GenBank genome assembly.
CAACGGUCGGUGGUUCAGUCAUCUGUCAGCAUUCUUUCGCUUGUCGUUGGAUUAAUUCCACUCAAGAGUAGUUUAAUUUCAAGAUACAGAUUGAUAGUCAAGCAUGGAUUUGAGCGUGUGGGGCGUAACAGAAGAACAAAUUAAAGAAUUUCGCGAUUGGUUAAAUAAACAAGAACAUCUUCCCGAUGUCCCUGAUGAAUAUCUUGCAAGAUUUUUGCACAGCUGCUAUUUCAACCUGGAAAAAGCAAAGAAAGCUCUUGAUUCAUACAUGAGGUUGAAAGCCAAAGCUCCAGAGCUUUUUUCAAAUCGAAACUUAGAUGGAGAAAAGAUGCAAAUGAAUAUUGAAAAUUGCUGCCUUGGGGUUCUACCGACUACUACAGCCAAAGGUUAUUCUGUAAUUUGGGGUCGUUUGAUGAAUCCUGAUUCUUCCAAAUUCUCAACAGAAGAAGGUUUAAAAGCAAUGUACCUGACAGUUGAUAGAUUGCUAUUAGAGAGAAAAGGUUGCCCUGGUAUUAUUUUUGUGUAUGAUACAGAAAAUUUUACAAUCAGGCAUAUAUUCAGAACAGCUAUAUCUACCAUAAGGAAUUAUUUUGAGUACAUACAGGAAGCUGUUCCCAUGAGACAUAAAACAAUCCACCUCAUCAAUGUUGGCUCAAUAACAACUUACCUGAUGGCAGCUAUUAGACCUUUUGUUUACAAGGAACAUUUAAAAAAGAUACAUUUCCAUCCCUCAAACAACAUAGAUGGCCUUCUUGAGGAUAUUCCGAAGGAAAAUAUUCCGUCUGACUAUGGAGGAUGUGGACCAUCUCUUCGAAAAAUGAAUGAUGAUAACUGUAAUAGCAUAAAGGCACUUAGUGAUUGGUUUAAAUUUGAUGAAACGUUGAAGAUGAAAAAGUUCAAGUGAACUAUAUAUAGAAAACCUUAAUGUAGA